AUGUCAUCAACAACUACUGCUUCGACUACAUCAAAUAACAAUAGUGGAAUGUCAUUACAACAUUUCAUAAAGUGUGGUUUAGGAGGUGCAUUGGGAUGCUCGUUUACUCACAUUGUAGUCAUUCCAUUGGAUGUCGUCAAGACUCGUCUUCAAACUGACCCGGUCAAGUACAACAGAGGUAUGGUUGAAGGAAUGAAGACUAUUAUCAAGGAAGAGGGUUCUGGUAUGCUCUUGACAGGUUUUGGUGCUACUGGUUUUGGUUAUGCUGUUCAAGGUUUCUUCAAGUUUGGUUUAUAUGAGUUAUUCAAAAAGAAGGCAUCGGGACUUUUCACUGCCGAAGAAGCCUCCACCUACAGAAUCCCCAUCUACAUUGCUUCAUCAGCAGCUGCUGAAAUCAUUGGUGAUAUUGCACUCUGUCCAUUUGAAGCAGCCCGUAUCAGACAAGUAUCUGAUCCAAAGUUUGCUUCAUCCAUGACAAUGGCACUUUCAAAGAUUCAUCAAGCUGAAGGUUUCAAGGGUUUAUACAAAGGUUUAACACCAAUUAUUUUAAAACAAGUUCCAUAUACUGUAUCUCAAUUUGUUACAUAUGAAUUAACAAAUGAAUAUCUCUACAAGUAUUUACGUCAAAAGCAUGGUAUUGAAAAGAAGAAUCUUAGCGAUCUCCAACAAUUUGGUAUCAUUUUAUCAACUGGUGCUGUGUCUGGUGUUGUUGCUUCGAUUGCUUCACAUCCAGCCGAUACCAUUCUCUCCAAGAUUAACCAAGAAAAGACAGAUGGUGGUGUUACCAAAGCAAUUGGUAACAUUGUCAAGCGUUUAGGUGUCAGGGGUUUAUUCUUGGGUGUUGAAGCCAGAUGUGUAAUGGUUACUACCCUAGUCACAAUUCAAUUUAUGAUUUAUGAUGGUAUUAAAUUAUUAACAAAGUAG
This is a messenger RNA of Cavenderia fasciculata, 924 nucleotides long. Its product is annotated as mitochondrial substrate carrier family protein. The record is from RefSeq and is a predicted model, not a curated record. Gene Ontology annotation, molecular function: phosphate transmembrane transporter activity. The transcript is spliced from 3 exons. Lineage: Eukaryota; Evosea; Eumycetozoa; Acytosteliales; Cavenderiaceae. Gene Ontology annotation, biological process: mitochondrial phosphate ion transmembrane transport. Bases 1 to 924 code for a protein of 307 amino acids. Gene Ontology annotation, cellular component: mitochondrial inner membrane.